Messenger RNA from Protopterus annectens (West African lungfish), 2930 nucleotides. RefSeq lists its product as uncharacterized. The transcript is spliced from 2 exons. Lineage: Eukaryota; Metazoa; Chordata; Ceratodontiformes; Protopteridae. Gene Ontology annotation, cellular component: membrane. The record is from RefSeq and is a predicted model, not a curated record. Gene Ontology annotation, biological process: G protein-coupled receptor signaling pathway. Gene Ontology annotation, molecular function: G protein-coupled receptor activity. The coding region runs from base 403 to 1380 and encodes 325 amino acids.
ACACACACACACACACAUACACACCCUUUUGCAGUUCAGCGUAACUAUGCUAACAGUUCUAACAGACCUCGCAUGAAAACAAAAACCAUUUCCUCUCAUGACUGCAUGACUAAGUACUGAGGAGAACUGAAGUGUGAAGUUUGUAUAUUAAUAUACUGACUUUUUGUCAGAAAGCAAAUAUUCAGAAGCAUUUCUGGUGUAAACUGAAAUGGAUUUCAUCAGCUUUUGCAGCUCACUCAAGUAAUCUAAAGGAUAUCUGCUGGUUGCUACUGUACUUCAGACUAUACAUGGAAUAUGGGAAAGUCAUGCCUCAGAGAAGGAGACGAGGUAUGUCGUAGCAGCAAACAAUGGCUUCUGAGUUCAUGCAGAAAAGCUAAGGACAAACUGUACUACUGAAGGAAUAUGAACUCAACCAACAAUGCCUCUAGUGACUCUAGUGAUCAAUUAAUUAUCAGUAGAGUAAAAGCCACCACAAACCUGAUUGCUUUCAUAACGACUACGACAUUCAUGUGUUUAAUUGUACAGACAGUAUGGCAACAUUUGGAUUUAAGGAAAGAAAUCCGGCAUAUGCUUUUAUGCCAUCAUUUGAUAUGCAUUGCUGUGUAUUUUGGACUUGGUUUCCUAUUCUAUGGAAUUCGUACAUUAAAAUUAAAUGCACCUGUACUUCUUUGUUGGAUCACUUUUGCUGUCCAGACAGCAUUUGGAAGAGGGAUCUUAUUAACACUGACAUUAAUGGCUGUGAAUACAUGCAUUACCAUUUGCUGGCCCCUGAGAUACCUUUCAUUUGUUCAUGCCGUCGGGAGAAAAGUAAUGGCACUUCUAUGGUUUCUUGCAGUAAUAAACCCAAUAUGGUCAACGAUAUAUGAAUUACAAGAAUCACAUCCAGGAUAUGUUUAUGAGAGAGACCCAUCCUGCCCAACAUCUUUGGGUAGAUUAGCACCAAGAAUUGGGGGAGGUAUAUUUAUAUUUACACUUGUCAUUAUCAUUGGACUUAGCUACUGUUUCAUAUAUCGAGAAGGAAAGCAAUCUGGACAUUUUAAUCAUUCAAAUAUUCGAGCUAGAAGAACUAUUCUAAUUCAUACUCUGCAGUUAAGUUUCCAUAUCAUUCCAGUAUUUAUUUUGAUAGUGGCACGGAAAAGGCUUAGUCCUACUUCUGAGAUAGCAAGCUAUAUUAUUUUCUCAGUUGCCCAGAGCCUUAGCCCUGUAAUUUAUGGUUUCAGAUGUAAGGAGAUUCGUAACAAAAUGAAAUGGAUGGAUUCAAACAGCUGUUUAUACAGCAAGAUGGAAAGAACUUCUUUUGCGAUGUCCAGGCUAAACCAGUCAGUAGCCUCUGUAAUUAAUGAUGAUCACCUUAACUCUUCAAGUGCAUCAGCACCCUAACUGUAUCAUUACUUCAUCAGCACCCUAACUGUAUCACUACUUCAUCAGCACCCUAACUGUAUCACUACUUCAUCAGCACCCUAACUGUAUCAUUACUUCAUCAGCACCCUAACUGUAUCACUACUUCAUCAAAGAUGCAACAGUGUGGAAGCAUUACAUUUAAUAUGUGCUGUUAAAAGUGGAUGUUUCAUAUCAGUACUGCAAGCCUGCUAAAAGGCAAUUGCCCACAAAGGUUUUAUGCUGACUCUGUUAGUAAUCUGUUUUGUCACAGCUAGAUUAUGCCUUCACUAUCUGAUGUUAACAGACACAUCCUACAAGAAAAGAUGUUUUUAUGUCCAUUUAAUUUACAUCUCAAGGAAAUGGAUAGUAUGUGAGAAGAAGAGACUCAUUUUAUGUACAGUAGCACUCUUUUUACAGUACAUGCAGUAGGGUCUACCCUUCCAUAUGUUACUGCCAAUGUUCCUCAGUAAAACUUUCUGUCAUAAUGAAUAUUCUAUUGGUCUAUUACCUCAUAAGAGAACCUGAUAUAAAUACCCAACAGAAAACUAAAACUUUUGUAAAGAAGCAAAACGCCAUAGUACUAGGUGGGAGCAUUUUUGUAGAAAAACAUGCAUUGAUACUUUAAAGAUUUAGAUUGUACUCACAAAACUGCCAGUGACUGCACCUAUGAUAUUUCGGUGCAUGUUUCAACAAUGACAAUUAGCAGGUAACGUACAGGGCUAUGACUGGGUCUCUGAUCAUAACCAAGCUCUUAUAAGUUGAAGAACUGGAGGUCAGGAAAGUCAUCUUGAGUGCAGCUUGAACUAGACUUAAUUCUCCUCAGUCAACCAGCAGCUCUUCAUAAUGUGUCCAUAUAUCUAAAAGGAAAGAAAAACUUUGAACCUAUCCAUAACAUACAGCAUUGCCUUUCUUCACCAGUAUAAAAUCCUGCUUUUCAACUUAGCUCUUCUGUAGUUUUCUGUUUUGCUUCUUGUGUUAAGCUUGGUGUGUGGGGAUGUCUUUCAUUUCAUCUCUAGCACUUUUCUAAGAAACAGAGGCAGAAAAACUUUGUGAUGAAAUUUUAUUAUUUUUUCUUUAUGACAUUUCAUGAACACUGCUUUGUUUCCUCAGAGAUGACUCUUAGUGGCCUCCCAUUAAUCAACUUCCACAGUUAUGACCCACAUUCCAAACAAAUUACUUGCAGUGAGUUACCUCAGCCUUUUGAAGUACAGAUUAAUUAAAGUGCAUAUUAAUAAUUUUAUUUCCAAAGAUGAAGACUGACUUGUUCAAAUUCUGGUCACAACCACAAACAGACUCUCUCACUCUCAGGAGUAUCCAGUCUCUCAGCAACAACGGUAACAGCAUCAGCAACCAACUUAGAGGCUGUGGAAACCAUGGUUAUCUGAAUAAACUAAACCUUACAAAAACAGGCUGGAAAGGCAUACAUCAUUUUUUGUCUGCUGAAAUGCUUAUGCCAGUACCUCAGGACAGGUGUACAGCAUGUCACCUUACUCUUCACUGCCAUUAGUUUGCUUUUCUUCCAUUUAAGUUUCUCCAUAAAGUAUGUGCUC